Molecule: messenger RNA, 1176 nt
Organism: Mixia osmundae IAM 14324
Lineage: Eukaryota; Fungi; Basidiomycota; Mixiomycetes; Mixiales; Mixiaceae
Exons: 5
Coding region: 1-1176 (391 amino acids)
Biological process (GO): branched-chain amino acid biosynthetic process
Cellular component (GO): acetolactate synthase complex; mitochondrial nucleoid
Molecular function (GO): acetolactate synthase regulator activity
Source: RefSeq, a predicted model, not a curated record
AUGAAGAGAGCAGCAAGAGCUCUGCCGGGUGCAUGGCGAGCACAGCACGUCCCGGCGACCAGAGGCAAGGCUACUCUACGCUUUGCAGCAAGAUCAGCCCCAUUCAGCUCCUCGGCAGCUCAUCAGAGAGCUCAGCAUGACGAGCCUACCGCACCGGGCAAACCUACCAAGCCAGUACAGAGUGCCACGAGUGCACUGGACUACAAGAUGUCGCACCCUGCCAAGAGACCGCCGCGUCUGCCGACAAUUGAUCCACCUAAGUGGUCAGCCGAGGAAGCAGUGACUAACAUCUUGUACAACAGCAACUCAUGUCGAGAUACUGAUGGUUUGCUUGUUGCAGCACCGCCACCCAGCAAUCAGCCGUUCGUACGACACGUGCUCAAUUGCCUCGUUCAAAACGAGCCAGGCGUUUUAUCGCGCGUCUCUGGCAUUCUUGCCGCUCGUGGAUUCAACAUUGACUCGCUUGUCGUCUGCGCAACAGAGAUCAAAGAUCUCUCGAGAAUGUGUAUCGUUCUCAGAGGUCAAGAUGGCGUCAUAGAACAAGCCAGACGGCAACUCGAAGAUCUCGUACCCGUCUGGGCAGUCUUGGACUAUACCCGCACAAAGACCAUCGAGCGAGAGCUCUUGCUCUGUAAAGUGUCGAUCCUCGGCCCCGAAUAUUUCGAAGACCAGCUCAGACACAAGAUACAAGAGGGCGCUUCUUCACCCCAUGCUGCCUCACAAGAAGGCGAAGCCACCAGUCCCGAUCAUGCAAGCGGAGGCGAUCCAGGCUUAGCCAUUCAGUCUGAGAUCCACAGACAAUACGAUGCCGAGCAUCACGCACAAGGAUACGCAACGCCUACUUUCGAAUCUCUCUCGCCUUCGGAAGCGCUCAGACAGAAGCACGCUCAUAUGUCUGCCAUUGCUUUGCUCGCCUCCCAAUUCCAAGGCAAGAUUGUUGAUAUCAGCAAUGACGCUGCCGUCGUCGAGGUAUCCGGCAAGACUGAACGAAUAGACGCUUUCCUCAAGCUCAUCCGACCCUAUGGUCUCAGCAUUUCAUGGCUGAUGUGCGAGAACGCAGGGACGAUGGUGAUGCCGAGGGCGCCCAUCAUCAGUCAAUGGAGUGGCAUGUCAGAUGAGGAACCCUUGGAAGAGGAGACGGUUCAGAUUGACGCGAGUCAGCUCCCACCGGGCUAA